AUGGGUCUCUCAAUAUCAAAGCUUCUUUCUGGCCUCUUCGGCAAGAAGGAAAUGCGUAUUUUGAUGGUUGGAUUGGAUGCUGCUGGUAAAACUACCAUCCUUUAUAAGUUGAAGUUGGGAGAGAUUGUCACCACCAUCCCGACCAUUGGUUUCAACGUCGAGACUGUCGAAUAUAAGAACAUUUCAUUCACCGUGUGGGAUGUCGGUGGUCAGGACAAGAUCCGUCCUCUCUGGCGCCAUUACUUCCAGAAUACCCAGGGUAUUAUUUUCGUUGUCGAUUCCAACGACAGAGAGCGUGUCACCGAGGCCCGUGAGGAGCUGCAGAGAAUGCUGAACGAGGAUGAGCUCCGGGAGGCUUUGCUCUUGGUCUUUGCCAACAAACAGGAUUUGCCUAAUGCGAUGAACGCUGCCGAGAUUACCGACAAGCUUGGUCUGCACAGUCUGAGGCAGAGGGAAUGGUACAUCCAAUCCACCUGUGCCACUUCCGGAGACGGUCUCUACGAAGGAUUGGAGUGGCUCAGCACCAAGUUGAGGGGACCUCGCUAG
Morchella importuna is the source of this 546-nucleotide messenger RNA. RefSeq lists its product as uncharacterized. The transcript is spliced from 5 exons. The record is from RefSeq and is a predicted model, not a curated record. Gene Ontology annotation, cellular component: plasma membrane; cytoplasm. Gene Ontology annotation, molecular function: GTP binding; GTPase activity. Gene Ontology annotation, biological process: vesicle-mediated transport; intracellular protein transport. Lineage: Eukaryota; Fungi; Ascomycota; Pezizomycetes; Pezizales; Morchellaceae. The coding region runs from base 1 to 546 and encodes 181 amino acids.